This is a messenger RNA of Cervus elaphus (red deer), 1187 nucleotides long. Its product is annotated as keratin-associated protein 9-2-like. The transcript has a single exon. The record is from RefSeq and is a predicted model, not a curated record. Gene Ontology annotation, cellular component: keratin filament. NCBI's taxonomy places the organism in Eukaryota, Metazoa, Chordata, Mammalia, Artiodactyla, Cervidae. The coding region runs from base 66 to 734 and encodes 222 amino acids.
GAAGCAGUCCUCAGAAUCUGAGAAACUCACUUCUAAACAGAAGUCCACACUCCACCACUGACAAAAUGACUCACUCCUGCUGCUCCCCGUGCUGUCAGCCCACCUGCUGUGAGCCCAGCUGCUGUCGGCCUUGCUGCCCCCCAGCUUGCUAUCACACUAGUGAAAACACCUGCUGUAGGACCACCUGCUGCAAACCCACCUGUGUGACCACCUGCUGUCAGCCCACCUGCAGUGGGUCCAGCUGCUGCCAGCCUUGCUGUCCCCCUGCCUGCUGUCAGACCACCUGCUGCAGGACCACUUGCCUCAAGCCUGUUUGUGUGACCACCUGCUGCCAGCCCACCUGCUGUGAGUCCACCUGCUGUCGUCCUUGCUGCCCACCAACUUGCUGUCAGACUAGUGAAAACACCUGCUGUAGGACCACCUGCUGCAAACCUACUUGUGUGACCACCUGCUGCCAGCCCACCUGCUGUGGAUCCAGCAGCUGUGGACAAACCUGCAGUGGGUCCAGGUGCUGCCAGUCUUGCUGCCAGCCAGCUUCCUGUGCACCCGUGUACUGCCACAGAACCUGCUACCACCCCACAUGCUGCUGCCUGCCUGGGUGCCAAGACCAGAGCUGUGGAUCCAGCUGCUGCCAGCCUUGCAGCCGCCCUGUCUGCUGUCAGACCACCUGCUGCAGGACUACCUGCUGCCGCCCUAGCUGUGUGUCCAGCUGCUGCCAGCCUUCCUGCUGCUGAUCACCUUGCCAAGGAGCCACUGUCCCUAUACAACACCUUCUAUUAAUUGACUUGCUACCUGGGCACAAACAAAAUCACUUCUUAGACUUUGCUGACAACUGGCAUGCUCUACCAGAAUUUCAGUUACUCAUCUCCUUGCUUAAGAGCUUGUGAAUUAGCUUCCUCCAAUUGUCUUCCUCUGGUGUAGGAGGACCAUGUGCCAACUUCCUGCAUCUGUGAUAAGGAAGCAUGUCUUGGUUUUGACUCUGAAAAUAGGAUUGACCAUCUAGUUCUUCUGAGUAACUUAAGAAAACGAGAUCUCAGAAUGUUUCUAUAGGUUUCUGCAGCCUAUCAUAAUCUUUAUAAUCAUAUUUUCUCUUUUGCUAUCCUCAUAGUUCUUGUAUCAUGCUUUCUCCUUUUACGAUCACUUUGACGUUUACACAUAUGUUUCUCAAUAAAUGGUGUACCACAAUU